Messenger RNA from Hirundo rustica (Barn swallow), 3438 nucleotides. RefSeq names its product Tax1 binding protein 1 (gene TAX1BP1). Gene Ontology annotation, biological process: negative regulation of apoptotic process. The record is from RefSeq and is a predicted model, not a curated record. The coding region runs from base 229 to 2493 and encodes 754 amino acids. The transcript has 17 exons. NCBI's taxonomy places the organism in Eukaryota, Metazoa, Chordata, Aves, Passeriformes, Hirundinidae.
UCCGUGGUUCUCUGAGUCGGUGUCGUGCCUGAUGUAACGCCCUUUCACGGAGAUCCGCCAAGGUGCCCAGGCAGAACCCUGUGCAAGCGUUUACAGUCGCUCUUAUCUCACCCCUCCGUGCCCUGGGAAGACCCGCAAAGGCUGGCAGAUUAACGGUGACCUACAGGGUGACGGCACGCCUGUGUCUUGACGUCGGACGGAAGAGGAGAUGAUUAAUUCGGGAUAAUCAUGUCAUCCUUUCAAGAAGUUCCAUCAUCAGCCAGCACUUUGCAGACCUCCAAUUUUGCACAUGUGAUUUUUCAAAAUGUCGCAAAAAGUUACCUUCCAAACACACAUCUUGAAUGUCACUACACUCUGACCCAGUUUAUCCAUCCUCAUCACAAAGACUGGGUUGGUAUUUUCAAGGUUGGUUGGAGUACUGCAAGAGAUUAUUACACUUUUCUUUGGUCACCUAUGCCAGAAAAUUAUGUGGAAGGAUCAACUGUUAACUGUGUGCUGACUUUUCAAGGAUAUUAUCUACCAAAUGAUGAUGGAGAAUUUUAUCAGUUCUGUUACGUGACUUACAAAGGAGAAAUCCGUGGAGCAAGCACACCCUUCCAGUUUCGUACCUCUUCUCCUGUUGAAGAAUUGCUCACUAUGGAAGAUGAAGGAAACUCUGAUAUGUUAGUGGUGACCACAAAAGCUGGACUUCUUGAGUUUAAAAUUGAAAAAAUAAUAAAAGAAAAAGAAGAGCUAUUAAAGGUAACUUCUGUUCUGGAAAAGGAGACAACACAACUCAGAGAUCAAGUUGAACAACUGGAAAAAGAACUUAACCAUGAAAAGCAGAGAUGUGAACAACUGCAAACAGAGCAAAAGGAUAAUAUUCAAACAUCAGAAGCUUUUAAAAGGGAAAAUAAUGAUUUGAAGAAAAAACAUGAUGAGGCUGCUUCAAAAGUUCUCCAGCUUGAAGAAGAUAUCAUGACUGUUACUCAGAAAGCCAUUGCAAAAGAAACUGAGUUAGACAGUCUGAAGGACAAGCUGAAGAAAGUGAUGCUUGAGAAGGAGCAACUUGAAUGUGUGUUAAAGACAGAAAAGGAUGAAAAAGAACUUUAUAAGGACGAGGCAGGUAUUUUGAAAGAGCAGCUUCGGAAAGCUGAAGAUCAGAUUCAGGCUAGCAAACAAGAAGCUGUUCUAAUGUCAAAAGAGCUGAGUGAUGCAGUAAAUGUGCGGGAUAAGACAAUGGCAGAUCUUCACAGUGCACGCCUGGAAAAUGAAAAAUUCAAAAAGCAGCUUGCUGAAGCUUUAGCCGAGCUCAUAAAAAUCACAGCUUUGAAAAAUGAACAGGAAGCUUCAAAUGCAGUGGAGCAGGAGCUGCGCAGAGAAGUUGAAGAUCUGAAGCUUCGUCUACAAAUGGCCGCUGACCAUUACAAGGAAAAAUUCAAAGAAUGUCAAAAACUUCAGAAACAAGUAAAUAAGUUUACAGAACAGGCAAAAACUGCAGGGCAUCAACAGAAACUGACAGAUGCUUCUAACGCUGAAACAGCUACUGCCGUCCUUACAGGCAAAAAGUUGUCUGCAUCUCCAGUUAGCCCCAUUUCAUCUGACAUAGUUUCGGAAUCCAUGGUAAAGGAGCAAGUGCGUGAAAUGAAUAAAGAGAUUGCUGAGAAAACAGAGAAGUAUAAGAAAUGCAAGCAAAUGUUGGCAGAUGAGAAGAUGAAAUGCAGUGUUUAUGCUGAUGAAUUAGCCAAACUGGAGCUGAAGUGGAAAGAACAAGUGAAAAUCAACGAGGGUAUAAAAUUACAGCUGGCAGCAAUGGAGGAUCAGUAUAAAAUUCAGCUGGCAGAAAAAGAGAGACGAAUAAAGGAAUUGGCAUCGCAGCUGGAACUCUUUACCAGUGAGAAGGAACUUGGCAGGACACCAGGAGAUCAAGCUGGAAGGAUGAUGGAAGGACAGACUUCACAGCAGACAUUACAUUUUCGCAACCCAUAUUCAGAGGAAAGUGGACCAGUUCCUGCAGUGCCAAGUAGACUACCAGUAUUGCAAUAUGGAAACCCUUAUGCAAUUCAGGAAAGAAGAGAUGGAGCAGAUGGCGCUUUUAAUCCUGAUGAGAUCCAAAGACCACCUGUUAGAAGUUCCUUUUGGGAGCUAGAAGAUGAUGUAGUGUGUAGCCAGCCCUCACGCAAUCUCAGUCGGCCUGAUGGUUUAGAAGAUCCUGAGGAUAGCAAUGAUGAUGACAACACUGUACCUUCUGCUCCUGAUCCUCCAAGUCUUCUCUUGCGUGAGCGGGGCACAGGCUUCUGCUUUGAUUCCAGUUUUGAUGUGCACAAGAAAUGCCCUCUCUGCGAUGUGAUGUUUCCCCCAAACUACGACCAGAGCAAGUUUGAGGAGCACGUUGAGAGCCACUGGAAGGUUUGUCCCAUGUGCAGUGAGCAGUUCCCGCCUGACUACGACCAGCAAGGCUUUGAGAGGCACGUCCAGACGCACUUCGAUCAGAACGUAUUAAAUUUUGAUUAAAUACCUUGUUUUGCAGUGUAGCUUAAACCCCCACCACUUUGAGUAGUCCACCUCCGAAACACAAGCAGUGCAGCUUUCUGUAACAGUGCAAAACUUCUGAUUAAAAGCUCAUGUACUCUAAUGGGAGCCAUGGCUGUAAGCUGCUAUGGGGUUAUGUUCUCUCUCUGCCUAACACUUUACUAAGGAGACCCACACCCCUCACCUUGUUGUGUAUGUAGCUAUUUAUUCCCCUACUUAGUGGAAUUUCUUCCCCUACUUAGUGGAAUGCCUAAGGACACAGGAAUGACUGAGCCUCAGAAAAAAUGAGACCGGCUUCAUGGUGUUCUUCAGCUACAUUUAAAAAAGUUCAUCAAAACAUCUGUGGUUUCUCCUAACCUUGAUAACUGGGGCACAAUUAAAAAUGUAAUAAGCAGGUGUUUCUCCUAGCAAAUCCACAUAGCUUUUCUCUGAGUAACACUUAAAUUGGAAAGCUACAUUACUUACCCUAUGAAAAUAUAGUUUUCUAGUACAUUUCUGAGAUGUAGAUGCAUGUACUGUGAGAUUCCAGGCUUGCAACAAGAGGAAUGGCAAAUACUUUAGUUUCACAUGUAGAAUGUUUGCCUUAAGGAAUAACGUUCAGUGAGGUAUGUUAUACUUUAAGGCAGUGGUUUUGAGUUGAAAGAGACAGCUGUGCUUAAAUGCCUAAAAGUAAUUGUUUAAAAAAUAAUUGCCAUUAUGUUGCAGUUUUAUUCAGUAGAAAAUAUUGUUCUAUUUUCACAACAGUGGAUUGUGUUCCUUCUGGCUUUUAAAACCUUUUGUGUUUUAACUUUAUGUAUUUCUUUCCAAUAAGUAAAAACACGUGUGUAUAUCUAAACAUUUUAUAUUUACUUUAACUGUAUUAAGUAAAUUUGCUUCCCACUUGUUGUACAGUAGUCUUGUUACAUUAAAAGCAGAAUUAUUCAUGGA